AUGGAUAACAUUCUUAAGCUACUUACGCAACAAAAGCAGUUACCGCUGUGCGAAUAUGUGAAGCGCAUUGGCCCAGGUAAUUUCACCAAUUUUGACCUAACCCAUUUGGAAGAUUUUCUAAACAAAUUGAGCGAAAUACGGAAUGCACAAAAUGGAAAAAAAGAGGAAAAGAAAGACCAGGGGGAGGAGGAAGAAUAUGUGGUGGAAGCGCCUCCACUCAUCAACAUCAGUAGCAUCCACGAGUGUAAUGAGGAGCCACCCAACGGGAGCAUAUUUAUCGACACAUAUAAAAAAGCAGACUUAAUGAACGAAUUAAAAAAUAUAGGUCUGGAAAUUAUUAAACGGAGUGAAGUCGCCGUUUUGAUCUUAGCUGGUGGUAUGGGGUCCCGACUUGGCUUCAGCAAACCAAAGGGGUUACUAGAAAUUACGCCAGUUCUGAAGAAGACAUUUUUCCAAUUUUAUUUUGAGAAAGUGAAAUUUUUGGAAGAGUACACCGUAGCAGUUGACACGGCUCUGGGAGGCCAUGAUCAUGUCGAUGGGAAAGGUACCAUGGGUUGCGCCAACGGCUCAAGUGCAAGAGGGGAGGAUCCGCGCCCCAAAAGUAAAACCGUCAACAGAGCUACCAUCUACGUCUACGUAAUGACGUCCGAGUACACGCACGACGAAACGGUUCAAUUUUUGGAAGAGAAAAAUUUUUUCGGAUUAAAAAAGGAAAAUAUAAAAUUUUUUAAGCAGAGCAAUAAUUAUGCCACCGAUUUUAACUUCAAUGUUGUGCUGUCCAAUCAGAAUACGUUCCUGACAUCCCCCGGGGGGAAUGGAGCCCUCUUCAAUGCCCUCGGUAAGAACGAAAUAAUUGACGAUAUGGUCCGAAAAAACAUAAAAUAUGUCCAAAUUGUAAGUAUUGAUAACGUGUUAAAUAAAAUAUCAGACCCCGUCUUAAUUGGUUUCUGUUCCCUUUUCAAUUGCGACAUUGCUAAUAAGGCGGUUAAAAUGGAGGAUGUGGGAUCAAUGGGUAUCUUUUGUCUAAAGCGACCAAGAAAAGAAGAGCCACCCGAUAACACCAUCAAGAACGAAUUCUCCGUGUGUGAAUACACAGAAAUGAACGAAUACAUUUUGAGCAACCCAGAGCUCUUUACAUAUGGCAACAUUUGUCACCACAUUUUUUCUCUACCUUUCUUACAGCAGAUUGUAAACGGUAAACUUUACAACGAUAUGAAGCUGCAUAGAAUAGUGCGGACGAAAGAGUACCACAAUUUUGGGGAGGGUAAAGAUGGGGAGAGUCCCUUGGCCACUUCUUCAUCCCCCCUGUAUUGUUACGAAUAUUUCAUUUUUGAUGUUUUUAAAUAUGCCAAAAGGAUUUUAUCUUUAGAAGUUUCCAGGGAAGAUGAAUUUUAUCCAAUAAAAAGUAACGAUAAUGGAAUGGCUAUCCUAAAUGCACAAAAAAAAUUAAGUAACAUGCAUAGAUCGUGGCUUGAAAAUAUGAAGUUCACCAUAAUUGCUAACCCUGUGGAGAAGCUCAACUGGUGCGAGAUUUCUCCUCUUGUGUCUUACGAUGGAACAUUUUUUUUUCACUUGCCUGCACAGAAAAAUCUGCACUUGCCAUUUUCCCUCGAUUCAACUUCAUCCUCCUAA
This is a messenger RNA of Plasmodium inui San Antonio 1, 1632 nucleotides long. RefSeq lists its product as hypothetical. Gene Ontology annotation, molecular function: UDP-N-acetylglucosamine diphosphorylase activity. Gene Ontology annotation, biological process: UDP-N-acetylglucosamine biosynthetic process. The record is from RefSeq and is a predicted model, not a curated record. The transcript has a single exon. Lineage: Eukaryota; Apicomplexa; Aconoidasida; Haemosporida; Plasmodiidae. The coding region runs from base 1 to 1632 and encodes 543 amino acids.